This is a messenger RNA of Eruca vesicaria subsp. sativa (arugula), 1143 nucleotides long. Lineage: Eukaryota; Viridiplantae; Streptophyta; Magnoliopsida; Brassicales; Brassicaceae. The record is from the annotation of a GenBank genome assembly.
AUGCCGAUGUUGGAGAAGAAGGACAAGGAUCUGCUCAUGGAAGCGCUACUUUUUUGCUUCAAAGGUUCUCUGAGUAAGGUUGAUACUGUGAAGUACAUAAGGAAGAAACAUGGUACACUUUUCAAGGAAGAGAUCAUCAUCCGUGGGUUAGCGAUUAUGAACAAGAUAAAGGAGCAUAAUCCCACAUACCAAGGAGAGGGCAACAUAAACUUCAUGUCCAUUUUGGAGAAAGAUCUUCUUAUGGAAAGUCUAGAAUUUUGCUUCAAACAUGCCUUUAGUAAGGAAGAUACUCUACGCUUCAUAACAAAGACUCAUGGGGACCUUUUUGGAGAAGACAUGAUCACAAAUAUGUAUGGCAUUAUGAAGAAGAUGAAGCGUGAUCCUCAUUACCACAAAGGAGAGGCCGUGUCCGACAAGAAAGAUGCUAUGAUUCAAGUCGUAACUUUCUGCUUUAACCAAUACUUCACAGAGGAAGAGACACUCAACUACAUAGCACAGAAACAUGCUGGUGUCUUUGACGAAAAGAUGAUAGAACGUGUAUAUCACGUUAUGAGCAUCCGCGUCAAAAACACUGAUCCUACCUUUGAAGAAGAGGUUGGUUUGCGUUCUACCUUUAGAACUUUGCUGUCACAAGAAACUGCCUUGACUUCAAAAGAUAAGCUGAAAGUGAUACAUUAUCAUCUGAGGCUCUUGAGUGAAGAAACUAGAACCUUGCUGGCUGAUUUCUCACCUUUGGAAAUUGAGAUUCUAGGUUUUUUUCUCACAAAGUUCAAUGAAGAAUUACUUGAACCUUAUGCUAUUGCUGGAACUCACAAAAUGUGCUUCCACUGCCAUUGCUUUGAGUGCUACUUAAGAUUCUCUAAGAUUUUAGAUUGGAUGAGUGAAAAGAAGAAGGCACUGAUUGAUAAGGUAUUAGAGGAAAUUGACGUUGCAGAAAAAGGUAGUCAAGAAGUAAGUGUAGAGAAUGAAGAAGAGAAGGUAGAGAAGGGCAAGGGUGGUGGUGGUGGUGGAGGUGGAGGUGGUGGUGGUGGAGGAAAGAAGGGUGGUGGUGGUGGUGGAAAGAAGGGUGGUGGUGGUGGUGGUGGUGGUGGUGGAAAGAAUAAGAGCGGUGGUGGUGGAGGAAAGAAGAAGAAGAAGAAGUAA